Alternaria atra is the source of this 1257-nucleotide messenger RNA. RefSeq lists its product as uncharacterized. Bases 1 to 1257 code for a protein of 418 amino acids. The record is from RefSeq and is a predicted model, not a curated record. Lineage: Eukaryota; Fungi; Ascomycota; Dothideomycetes; Pleosporales; Pleosporaceae. The transcript has a single exon.
AUGUUUUCCUCGGCCACCAUCCUCCUGGCGCUCGCUGCCAGUGCUACUGCACAUAUGACCAUCUUGAACCCGGUCCCUUUCGGCAAAGAUACACUCACCAGCUCUCCGUUGGCCCCUGGCGAUUUCCCUUGCAAGCAACGUUCUGGUGUGUACGACAUCACUGAGAUGAACCAGUGGAAUGCUGGCGAAACCCAGACCAUCAGCUUCCAGGGCUCUGCUGUACACGGCGGUGGUUCAUGCCAAUUCUCCCUUACCACUGACCCUGAACCUACCGAGCAAUCUCAGUGGAAGGUCAUCCACAGUGUUAUUGGCGGAUGCCCAUCGAAUGUAUCGGGCAACCUGCCUGAGGCACCUGAGGGCCGUGGAGCAGCCACUUUCCCUGUCACUAUGCCAGAGAACAUCCCAGAUGGUCGCUACACUUUUGCAUGGACUUGGCUCAAUAAGGUCGGCAACCGCGAAUUCUACAUGAACUGUGCUCCAGUUCAAGUCGGCGAUGGAUCAAGCAAGGCUUCAACUGCUAGCGUUUCCGCCGCCUUCUCCAGUCUCCCAGACAUGUUCGUCGCUAACCUACCCGAUACUUCCUGCAGCACUGCCGAGAACGAGGACUUCAACUAUCCCAACCCAGGCCAAAGCGUUGUUGAGGGUAACGGUUCAGCUCUGGGUGACACUCUUACCGGUGCAGGAUGCGACCAGAUGACCAAGAUGGGCGCUGGCAACGGACAGAUGGGAUCACCUACCCAACCCGAAGCUUCGCAACCCGCAGCGAGUGAAUCACCUGCCGCCACUUCUGGUUACGCUGCACCACCCGCAUCAAGCGAGGCUCCUGCUGCCACCUCUGGAUACGCUGUUCUGCCCUCCAACGGUGGUGGUGUCUUCGCUCCUGGUGCUUCUUCCGCCCCUGCUGCUGAGCCUACGGCCCCUGUUGCUGCACCUACUCCUACCUAUGGUGCUGAGCAGCCUAGCAGCGUUCCUGAGCAACCGGCCUACAGCGCAGCUCCUCAGGUACCAGACAACAGCACUCCCAGUGCACCUGCCAGCGGCAGUGACUGCACCCCUUGUGACAAUGAUGGCGCUGUUGUCUGCAUUGGCGAGAACCAGUUCGGCCUUUGCAAUCGCGGAUGUGCUGUUCCCCAAGCUCUCGCCAACGGCAUGUCUUGCUCUGCCGGUGCUGUUGUUGCUUCCGCUUCCCUCAAGCGAUCAGCCAAGUUUCCUCGCGCCCACCUCCACCGCCGCCACGGCUCGUCUCUCUUCGUCUAA